AUGGCCGACUAUUUUGAGUGAGUUUUUUUUCGCCUUCGAUUCCCGGAAUUGCGGCAAGCGGGGGCGUUGCCCAUAUUUGUGCUAGUGCUCUCUGAUUUGGCGUUUUUUCGAGAUUUUUUUGAUUUUGCGGUAACUCUAUAACCCCCGUGGAGUAUUGUGAUGCUAAUUUGAAUACAAUAAAUUCCCUGAUUUAAUGAUUUUUUGAGGAAAAAUCGAAAUUUUUUUGAAAAAUUUUGACUUGCAACGAAUUUUUACUGCUUUAACUAACUACAAAGUUGGGAUUGAAAUUUUAUUUUUACUUGGCAACAUGGAGAUAUCAGGUUACAUGUUGUACUAUCAAAUUUUGUUUUCAAAAACAUCUUGUUUGCCAGAAAAUUCGAUUUUAUUUCAAAGAUCACUAUUUUUGCGUUGUUUUUGGUCAUAAACAGUGCAAAAGGUAAUGUUACAAUAAACUUUUUGCUGUUAAUUUUACCUUAAAUUUUAAAAUAGAGAUUAUCUCGCAUUUUAGAUACAAGAUCAGUCUUUUACAAUGCGCUCUAAAAUUAAACAAAUUAGAAAAAACGCGAUUUCUCGUUGAAAAUCAAAGAAAAUUGGAAAAAAAGUUUGUAAAAUACGAAAAAGAAUGCUCUUGUGAUAUUUUUUUGAGGACCAAUCUAACUUACUAACAAAGUUUGAUCAUAAUUGAGCAAAAAAAUCUCUUUUUUUAUUGCAUUUCUUUCAGAGAGCUCCGCUUCGGCGGCCCAUGUGGCGAUGAUGAACCCGAAGUCGCUUCCGGCGGUGAUGAUGUAAGUUGCCUGCAAAACAAAUCCUAGAAGGUCUUGCCGGCACAUUCCACAUUAUUUUAUCCAUAUUUUAGGGGUUUCUGUAGCUAAAAUCGAAAAAAAAAGAUUUUUGAAAUUUUUUGGAUUUUUCUUUCAAAGAUCGGUAAAAUACGAGAGUCUGAUAAUAGAUUUUGAUGUUCAGUAUGAACCACGGGAUAUUAUCAUCUAAAACAACAAAAAAUUUUUAAUGCCUAAGGCGGUCUUUCGCUAGAAUCUUAUAAAAAACACCUUUUUGGUCAAAACACAGAGAUUUUUCCUCAAAAAGGUCUUUUUACGACUAUAUUACUGUAACAAAUUCUAACCAUGAACACUUUAUGAUUUCAGGAGGCCAAGAAGAAGGCCGAAGAACGCGAACGCAAGAAGGCCGAGGUGCGCAAGCGGUUGGAGGAAGCCGGCUCCAAGAAGAAGGCCAAGAAGGGUUUCCUCACGCCCGAGCGUAAGAAGAAGCUCCGAGUAAGUCGUUUAUCUCCCAUUUAUGGACAUUCGAGUUAAUUUUAGGCAUUCUAGAAUGGAUUUUUGUGAUUUUAAGCAACUGAAAAAAUUGAUGUUUUCGUUUUUUGGUGAUUUUAAAAAACGAGAUUUUUUAAAAAAAUAGGUGUAAAGUUGCAAAAAAAGUGUUGAUCACAUUUAAAAAUUGUUCUAGAUAUUGUCUAUGGUCAUAUUUGGCAAUUAAAAAAAGGUAUUUUGGACAAAAAAAUCUCGUUUUUCAAAAAAAUUUCUUUCAAUUUUUUCUCUCAAAAAACCGUAUUUUAGUGAUCCACUAUGACCGGAAAAUCAUGCAAGCUUUACCUCUUGCCUCUAUAAACUCUACAAACAUGAUUCUAAUGAUUCCUCGCUUUUCAGAAAUUGUUGAUGAUCAAGGCCGCUGAAGACUUGAAACAACAGCAGUUGAAGCGCGAACAAGAGCGCAACCAAGUCCUCCAGAAGCGUAUCAUCCCUCUGCCCGAUGUUGACUCCAUUGAUGACAAGGGUAAGCGAUUUUUUGAGGGAAAAUGGGGUUUUAUUGGAGAAAGGGAGCUUAGUGUAAUUUUUGAUGUAAAAAGGAGUUUUUUAUAAAGUCUGGAAAGGUUUUUUUGGGCCUUUUGAGACAUUCUGAUGCUUUUCUAGCCAUUUUAAGAGAUUUUUGAAAAUGUGCUCCAAUGGCCCAGUGGUAGUGAGUUUUGUCAAAAUUUCGGGGCAAGUUCGAUCCCGGCUGGACCAAAGGUUGAGAAAUUAUUAAAAUAGCUCACAGAGCUCCUAUGUGACGUUACAUAAGUUAUUUUACAAACUGUUGCUGCUUUAGGUAAACUCGAAUCCAUCUACAACGAGCUCUUCUCCCGCAUGGUGCAGUUGGAAGAGGAGAAAUACGACAUUAACGCCCUCGUCAGCGAGAAGGACGCCCAGAUCAACGAACUCACCAUCGCCGUCAAUGACUUGCGCGGCAAGUUCGUGAAGCCCGCUUUGAAGAAGGUCUCCAAGUACGACAACAAGUUCAAGAAGGCGAUCGCGGCAGAGGGUGGCGCCACCACCGAGAAGGCCGACUUCCGCAGCCAGUUGAAGGUGGUCAAGAAGGAGAACGCCCUGGAUGUCCUCAGCAAGAAGGUAAGGGGAUAUGGGAGUUUGAUAAAGAGGGUUACUGUAGCUUUUAUUUGAGGGAUACGGUUAUUGAAGCUUCUAUUUGAAAGACAGGGUUACGGUAGCUUUUUUUCAGCAACAACAGAAAUCAGAGAAGCCCGAGUGGUCCAAGAAGGGUGGCGCCAAGGUCGGUGAAGCCCCACCAACGCCCGUCAAGACCGAAGGCAAGGCCGAGGACAAGCCAGCUGAAGAGGAAGUCGUGGAAGAGGAGGAGGGUAAGUUCAUGUCAAAAAAUAGUGUCAAAAACAAUAAACACACCUCCUUCAUCAAAAAAGACUUAAUUUUGCCCGAUUUUGCGCAAUUUCCACCUAUUUUUGGCUCUUGAAACAGAAUGCCAAAACUGCCGCGCCGCUGUAAAUUCAAGUUUUUUAGCAAUUAUGUUUUGAAACCUUUGUAUCUUUUUCAUUUGAACCGCCUUAAAUUCGAAUUUUACUGCCAUUCCAUCAAUUUUUACCACUUGCAACACAAUGCCAAAAUUUGCCGGAAAAUUUUUAAUUCAAAAAUUUUUCCCCAAAUGGCACGGGAGAGGGCGCAUUUUGAAUCAAAACAAUCCCUAACUCAAUGUGACCAAUUUUUGUGACAUUUUUAACACGUGAAACAGAAUGCCAAAAAUAGCGGGAAAUGCGGAAUUCAAAUUUUUUGUUUCUACACAAGCUCAAAAAUGAGAACUCUAUGAUCAUUUUGACUUAUUUUUAUCUUUAAAAACCAAAUUUCGAAUUUUUCCCGCUUGCAACACAAUGCCAAAAUCGCUGUUCGCUGUGAAACCCAAAAUAUCCAUUUUUUACAUACAAAAAUCCCGUAUUUUCAGGUGAAGAGGAGGAGGAAGAGUAA
Messenger RNA from Bursaphelenchus xylophilus (pine wood nematode), 3266 nucleotides. The record is from the annotation of a GenBank genome assembly. Lineage: Eukaryota; Metazoa; Nematoda; Chromadorea; Rhabditida; Aphelenchoididae.